AUGUCGGCGCUGCGCUGGGGCCGCGGCGCGGCGGGGCUGAGGCGGGCGCUGCGGGCCGAGGAGGUGCGGGGCCGGCCCGGGCUGCGAGUGCAGGAAGGGACCCCAGGCACCUGGGGCUCCAAGAGGCGCAGCUCUUCGGCCAGUCCUCAGGAGCAGGAUGGGCGGAAGGACUGGGGCCACGCACAGCUGCUGGAAGUGCUGGAGGCUCGAGUGCGACAGCUCCAAGCAGAGACUGUGUCGGAGGUGAUGGUGAAGCCGGUGGAGGUGGCCCGGCUCCCGUUGUCCGGGGAGGCCCAGGCGCGGCCGGGCUCCUGCAGCCGCUGGGCCAGCAAGCUGGACCAGGAGAAGCAGACACUGCAGAAGCGCCGGCAGCGGCUGGAGGUGAAGCUGCAGGUGCAGGCCCAGCAGCGGGCCCAGGAGCUGCAACCCCGACAGCUGCGCGUGGAGCCGCGGCUGCUGAGCCCGCAGCUGGCCAGCCGCCUGCCGCGAGGGCCGCGGGGACCCCCUGAGAGCCCCUGGGAGGAGCCACUAGCCCAGGCACUGCGGGCGGCGCCCCAGAAGCUGGACCGCGAGCCGACGCGGACGCCCUACGUGUCGGGCCAUCAGCAGAGGCUACUGUCAUUCCUCCAGUGCUGUGUGGUCGCCGAGCAGCUGCCCCUGGCCCACCACGUGCUGGUCAGCUACCACAGCAAGCCCCGCAGGCAGCAGCUGCUCACGCUGCCCAUGUACAACACCGUCCUGCUGGGCUGGGCCCGCAAGGGCUCCUUCAAGGAGCUGCUCUAUGUGUUCUGGAUGUUGAAGGACGCUGGCCUCGCUCCCGACCUGCAGUCCUACGCGGCCGCCCUGCAGUGCAUGGGGCGGCGAGACCAGGACGCUGGUACCAUCCGGAGGUGCUUGCGGCAGCUGCGCCAGGAUGGUCUGCAGCUCUCGCAGCUCUUCACGGCCAUAACCCUGUCGGAGGAGGAGCGGGCUGCGCUGCUGAAGGCCGUGGUCAAGGUUGAGCCCACCUUCAGCCCACCGCCCCCGCCCCCGCCCCAGCUCAACACCUCGACGCUGCUCCAGGGGGUGUAUGCCAAGGACAGCCCCGCGUCCUACCCCAAGCUGCCCCUGUCCCUGGAGGCCCUGCAGAGUCUGUUCCAGCAGCAGUUGCGCUUGGAGCUGGGCAGCGUUGUCCACGUCACAUCCGUGGAGAAGGCCCCACUGCCCACCCAGGAGACCCUGCACGCGCGUCAGACCUUGAAGACCCUACGUGACCAGUGGGAGGCGGACCUGCACCGGGGCCUGCAGGAAACCAAGGCCAGGCUGGCCCGUGAGGCCCACAAGGGCCACCCUUCACUCUACCCCUACCUGUGCCUGCUCAGUGAGGGCGAGUUGGUACAGCUGCUGAUGCAGACUCUGCAGGCGGUGCCAGCCCAGGGGGAGUCCCUCAUCUCCCUGGCUUACAACCUGGGCCUGCGGGUCUUCAACCGGCACGUGGUGCACAGGAAACAGCUGAGCGGCCAGGUGCGGCAGCUCCAACAGCAGUACCUGCAGUACCUGCACCUGCUGGCCUCCGACACCCAGGUGGCGCAGCCCUGCCUGCCCCGAGAGUACUGGGAGAUGCUGGGUGGCCCUGCGCCGCCGCCUGAGCAGCCCUGGCCGCCUGUGGUGCUACUGCAGCUGGGCAGGCAGCUGGCCGAGGUGCUGGUGCAGGCCGCCCAGAUGCCCCGCAGCCUGGCCGUGCCACAGGGCGCCUGUAGACUCGUCCCGGUGCUGUACCACGUGUAUUCAUUCCGCAGCUUUCGCCAGAUCGGCAUCCUGAAGCCGCACCCGGCCUUCACGCAGCUGCUGGCGACGGCGGCGGAGCCCACGCUGACCUUCGAGGCUGCCGAGGUGCCCAUGCUGUGUCCCCCGCUGCCUUGGACCUCACCGCAUGCUGGCGCCUUCCUGCUGACGCCUACCAAGCUGAUGCGGGCGGUGGAGGGCACCACGCAACACCAGCGCCUCCUAGAGCGUUGCCCACCCGCCCAGCUGCACGGAGCCCUGGACGCCCUUACCCAGCUGGGCAACUGCGCCUGGCGCGUCAACGGCCGCGUGCUGGACCUGGUGCUGCAGCUCUUCCAGGCCAAGGGCUGCCCCCGCCUGGGCGUGCCCCCGCCGCCCUGCGAGGCUCCCAGGCCCCCCGAAGGCCGUCUGCCCCGUGGUGCCCCACCGGCCCGCAAGGCGGAACUGCGGCGGGAGCUGGCGCGGUGCCUCAAGGCGGCCCGGGAGAUGCGCAGCCUGCGCGCCGACGCCCUGUACCGCCUCUCGCUGGCCCAGCACCUGCGGCACCGCGUCUUCUGGCUGCCCCACAACAUGGACUUCCGUGGUCGCACCUACCCUUGCCCGCCCCACUUCAACCACCUGGGCAGCGACCUGGCCCGCGCCCUGCUGGAGUUUGCCGAUGGCCGCCCGCUCGGCCCCCACGGGCUCGACUGGCUCAAGAUCCACCUGGUCAACCUCACGGGACUCAAGAAGCGCGAGUCCCUGCAGGCCCGUCUGGCCUUCGCCAACCAGAUCCUGGAUGACAUCCUGGACUCAGCCGACCAGCCCAUGACGGGCCGCAAGUGGUGGAUGGACGCGGAUGAGCCAUGGCAGACCCUGGCCUGCUGCAUGGAGGUGGCGCGCGCGGUGAGGGCCCCGGACCCCGCUACCUACAUCUCCCACUUCCCAGUGCACCAGGAUGGCUCCUGCAAUGGCCUGCAACACUAUGCCGCAUUGGGCCGCGACAGCGUGGGCGCCGCCUCUGUGAACCUGUUGCCCUCCGAGCUGCCGCAGGACGUUUACAGCGGCGUGGCUGCGCAGGUGGAGGUGUUCCGCAGACAGGACGCGGAGCAGGGCGUGCGGGUGGCCCAGGCGUUGGACGGCUUCGUGAGCCGCAAGGUGGUGAAGCAGACCGUGAUGACGGUGGUGUACGGCGUCACGCGCUACGGCGGCCGGCUGCAGAUCGAGAAGCGGCUCCGGGAGCUGCAGGACUUCCCGCAGGAGCUGGUGUGGGAAGCCUCCCACUAUUUGGUACGCCAGGUGUUCCACAGCCUCCAGGAGAUGUUCUCGGGGACCCGGGCCAUCCAGCACUGGCUCACCGAGAGUGCCCGCCUCAUCUCGCACGCUGGCUCAGCUGUGGAGUGGGUCACGCCCCUGGGCAUCCCUGUCAUCCAGCCCUACCACCGAGACUCCAAACUGCAGGUCAGAGGUGGCAUCCAGAACUUGACCUGCCACAGCAGCUGGGACAGCAGCCAGAAGCCCAACGUGCUGAAGCAGAGAAACGGGUUCCCGCCCAACUUCAUCCACUCGCUGGACUCGAGCCACAUGAUGCUGACCGCCCUGCACUGUUACAGGAAGGGCCUGACCUUCGUGUCCGUCCACGACUGCUUCUGGACCCACGCGGCCGACGUCCCGGUCAUGAACCAGGUGUGCCGGGAGCAGUUUGUGCAGCUGCAUCAGCAGCCCAUCCUGCAGGACCUGUCCCGUUUCCUCGUACAGCGCUUCUGCGCCAGCCCGCCAAGGGGACAGAAGCUCUCACAGCACAUCCACCACACAAGGUUGCUGGAGACACUGCGGGCUGUACCCGAGACAGGCGCCUUCGACCUGGAGCAGGUGAAAGAAUCCACCUAUUUCUUCAGCUGAGCGAGGAAUAAAGGGCGGCCGCCCGCGGACAC
This is a messenger RNA of Ochotona curzoniae (black-lipped pika), 3677 nucleotides long. RefSeq names its product RNA polymerase mitochondrial (gene POLRMT). Gene Ontology annotation, cellular component: mitochondrial DNA-directed RNA polymerase complex. The record is from RefSeq and is a predicted model, not a curated record. Gene Ontology annotation, molecular function: protein binding; DNA-directed RNA polymerase activity; mitochondrial promoter sequence-specific DNA binding. The coding region runs from base 1 to 3645 and encodes 1214 amino acids. Gene Ontology annotation, biological process: mitochondrial transcription. Lineage: Eukaryota; Metazoa; Chordata; Mammalia; Lagomorpha; Ochotonidae. The transcript has 21 exons.